CUAAAAUGAGAGGGGGGAUUAUCUGCUUAGAGUAUAAAGCUGUCCAAUGUGACCCUGGAUUCCUUUGUCAUGGAAGAGCAAACACUCAGAAAGAAAUGCCUCUUUACUGAUUAAGGCAUCUGUACUUGUGCUACGUGGGUCCCCUUAGAGACCCCCUAAGGAAUUAAAAAAAAAUCACCGAGAGAGGCUCAUUGAUCCAGCAGAACUGCUUCAUAGUGAUGUAACCACAGCCCCAGUUGAAAAAAAAAAAACCAGUGACCAGACAGUUUGUUCUUCAGUGACAGCAAACAUCACACCAAACAAAAAACAUCAAUUGCGGGAAGAAAUGGCUGCAGAACGGGGGGAUGCAUCAGCUCUGGGUCUCCAGUUCCCAUCUGUGGUCGACCAGGGGGUGAAUACCACCAUGAAAAUGGAGGAUGAGGAGCCUGAAGAAUCGAAGCCAGAGAUGAGAUUGGAGGAGGCAAGAGAAGACCAACAUAGUGCCCGUGUGGGGGCAGCAGGGCAGUGCCCAAGAUGGAGAACACCACUGCAUAUUAAACAGGAACCCGAGGAUGGGCUUUCCACUCAGCACUGGGAAACACAUUGGCAGGAAUUCCUAGGGGGCGUCCCAUCUCCUCAAGUAGGAUGGGGAUCCAGAGAGCUACCAGGGGCUGCACUGUGGGGAGACAUGAAGGCCCCUAUGGUCCAUUUUGAGGCAUCCACAUCCACUGCCCAGCAGCCUGCAGAAGGACCAUUUAUCCGUCCGCUGCCGAGUUUUGACGGAAUGCCUCGGCAAGCAAGCCCCAGACCUGAUUCGAGAAGUGGCAGAGAAUUAAAGAAAGUGAAGGAGGAGAUGGGAAGCGAGGACAGCACAAGUACGGAGAUGCAACGCCAGCACUUCAGGCAGUUCCUUUACCAGGAGGCCGAGGGGCCCCGAGAGGUUUGCAGCCGUCUCUGGGACCUUUGCCACCAGUGGCUGAAGCCAGAGCAACACACCAAGGAGCGGAUCUUGGAGCUGCUGAUCCUGGAGCAGUUCCUGACUGUUCUGCCUCUGGAAAUGGAGAACUGGGUCCGGGAAGGUAGGCCAGAGACCUGUAGUCAGGCAGUGGUCCUGGCAGAAGAAUUCCUUUUGAGGCAACGAGAUGAUGGGAGACAGGAACAGAAGGGGGCAGGGAUGUUCCAUGUGGUGACCGUGAAUUUCCCCGACUCUGACCGAGCCUCCUUGGAAAAUGCACAGAGGCAGCUUGGCAGGCAAAUCAAGGAAGAGGUUGGAGGGGACGGCCACUCAAUGGCUGAGGACGGGCACGUGGGUGAGAGUGAGCAGGCUGCUGCGUGGAAAAGCACGGGGCAAAUGGAGCCACAAGGGUCACUGCUGGGGAGAGCUGGAGAUAUUGGCAGGUUUCAGGAAGGGGAAGGUGUUUCUGAGACUCUGAACAGACCACAAGGGCCCCAGGGAAACACCCCGCAGGCUACAGAAGGGAGUGCUACUGGAGAGAAACCAACACUGUGUUCCAACUGUGGGGGAGCUUUCGAUCCCAGCACAGGGAUGCUUGGGCCAGAGCCAUUCAAAUGCUCUGUGUGUGACAAAACCUUCUGUCACGUGGCCAAACUCAUUGCGCACGAAAGGCUCCACACAGGUGAUUGGCCGUACAAGUGCUCUUUCUGCGGGAAAAGCUUCAAUCGCAGCUCGGAUGUCUCCCGCCAUGAGCGAAUCCACACAGGGGAGAAGCCGUUCCAAUGCACGACCUGCCAGAAAUGUUUCAGCCAGAGAUCGAAGCUGAUAGUUCACGAGAGAUUCCAUACGGGUGACAAGCCUCAUACAUGCUCUUACUGUGGGCGGAGCUUCCAUCAGCGGUCGGAUCUCGUGAAACACGAGCGUAUCCACACAGGGGAGAAGCCGUACAAGUGCUCCGAUUGUGGGGGGAGCUUCCACCGGAGCUCGGAUCUCGUCAAGCACAAGUGGAUCCACACAGGGGAGAGGCCAUACAAGUGUUCAACCUGUGAGAAAUGCUUCCGGCAGCGCUCAGCGCUUCUGUAUCAUGAGAGGACUCACACAGGAGAGAAACCAUACACAUGUUCAGCUUGCGGAAAGGGCUUCAGUUGCAAAGCACAUCUGGUGCUUCACAAACGGACCCACACAGGGGAGAAGCCUUACAAAUGCAAUUUCUGUGGGAAAAGCUUCACCACCAGUUCAUACUUUGUCAAACACCAAAGGAUGCAUCUGGGACAAGAACCGUUACCGAUGCACUGAAUUGAGGAAAGCCCACUGUGGUAAAGCAGAAACAUGCAAUCAGCAGAAACUUUUGUUGCCGGACUGUUCCACUUCAGUCUGGAGGAAGAGAACUGAAUCUUUGAAUGUUGCCUCUGCUGUCUAAAAAUCUCCUUGCACAUGCAAAACUAGCAUGUCAGGGAGACGGGUAGUAACCUAUCCUUUUUCCUGACAGGCCAGGUCCUUGUAAAUGAGGAUAUUUUUAUAUGGUUGGUGGGAAAAUGUUCAAAUGUUUCUUAACCUGCAGGUUUGAAGUGGUACCGCCCAGCAGCAGUGAUAACUUCAAUGAAAAAAGGUCUGCUGGCUGUCAAAAUUGGCUCUUACAUUUUGCAAUUACUAGAGAAGAAAAAAUAUAUUGCAUGGUGGGGGGAAUCCCUGUCAUUGCUUGUAGAUCAUCUUAUUCAUAUUAAUAAAGGCUACUUCAAAUGCUCUAAUUACAGGAAUCCUUAGCAACUAGAGAGCACUUUUGAGCAUCCCAAAACCUUUCCCCAAAAUUGUACAACCACCCAGUAUGGUAGGCCAGCAUUAUUAUCCUAGUAUUGCAUUUUGCAUCUCAAUAUUGCAUACUGCUGGAGACACAGGGUGGUGUAGUGGUUAGCGUUCCAGUCUAGGAGCUGGGAGAUCUGGGUUCAAAUCUCUGCUCUGCCAUGGAAGCUCACUCGAUGACUUUGGGCCAGUCACAUACGCUCAGCCUAACCUACCUCACAGGGUUGUUGUGAGGAUAAAUGGAGGCAAGGAUAAUGAUGUAAGCCUCUUUGAGUCCCCGUUGAGUAAAAUGGGCAGGAUAUAAAUGAAGUAAAUAAAUAUUAGGGGGGCAGUGGCUACGAGAGAGAAUGGGUGGCUUAAGGCCACCUAGUGUGUUCAUAGCAGAGGGGAAGAGUUGAACCCAGAACCUUUGGUUUUGCAGCCUAAUGUUACAUCUGUUCAUACGUCACUGAGCUAGUUAAAUUUAUAAAGUGAUCAGGCGUAGAGAAAGUGAACAGAAGCAAACAUUUCUCAGUCUCCACUAAUACAGAAUCUGAGAGUUACCCAGUGAAUCACUGUGGGAGAUGAAAGUGGGAGAACACACCACCAUGUCUCUCUACCUACUUGGGUGGGGACUCCCUAGGCGAGCAGCAAAAUGUGGCUUUGUAAAUUAACCAAAAGAUGACGACAAAGGAAACCAAACAGCCCUGUGAAGACUCAGGGCCAAGCUACACAUGACGAAUGACACUUGAAUGGCAAGUGGAUUGAGUGGAGGGCAAGUGAACAGGGAGAAAUACACUUGCUGUUCAAGUGUCAUUCGUCAUGUGUAGCUUGGCCCUCAGUAUCCUGACUGAGGAGGCACUUGAAUGUUGAGGGUCAUUUAUGGGAGAUGGGGGGGAAAUGGGCCUGGGUUUCCAAAUUGUCCCCCCACCCCACUACUCAUGAUUCCUCAUGAGCUUGUGCUUAACAAUGAAAUGUAUUUUAUUUAUUGAGUGCUUAAAAACAUGUACACUGUACAAAACGUACAAGAAAGCCAGGCUAACCCACACAGGCUUAAGAUACAGUAUAUGUAACACUGACCAAAUUAAAAAACAACUUGGAACCAGAGGGAGAAAUGAAAACUGUAUGGUAAAAGCUUUAUUGGGAAGGAAACUUACUGGCAGUAGUAGAUGUCGAAAGGAAGUGUUUUCUUUACACCUUGCACAAUUAAAGUUCCAAGCACUUACUUGGAAGUAAGCCCCUAAUCUGUGGAUUAGAUUUUAAUCAUGCCUUCCCUCCAUGGAGCACAGCUUUGUAUAAGUGGCUGAACUUGGUGAGACUUACUUCCAGGUAAACAUGCAUUAAUUUCAGGGUGUCCGUUUAAGAAGUGUUCAUAGCAUCAAACUCAGACAAUUCAUGGAAGUUAGCUCUGCCAAUGGCUGUUUGUCGUGAUAACUUAAGGAACCUCCAUAUUCAGAGGCAGUGUAUCUUUGAAUAUCAGGUUCUGGGAACAGACAAAAGAAGCCUUGCUUGUGGGUUUCUUUGAAACCUCUGGUGCUGAAACAUAGCAGAACAGCAGCUAUACUGGGUCAGACCAAUGGUCCAUCUAGUCCAGCAUCCUGUUCCAUACAGUAGCUAACCAGUUGCCCGGAAGAGCAUAGAAGAAAGGCAGUGGUCCUGUAAGGCAGUUUUUGAAAGAACCCAGUAAGUAGGAAACCCGACCGACUUAAUAGUGAUUAGGGUUGCAGUGUUUCGUUGAUAAAUCAGUUCAGAAACUUCCAAAAGCUUAUUAAACUUGUCCCCUGACUAAGCAGGGGCCAUUUUAAAAAGAGGCAUUCUUCCUUUUUUUUCUACUUCUAAAUUGAUGCCUGUUACUUUCUGCCUCCCCCCUUCCAGCUUGGGGUGAUAGGAUUGGGGAGAAGGAGGUGAACAGGCACAGAACGUCUCAGAACACUUGUAUGGUGGUGCACCUGCUGGGCCUUGUCUGCUUCAGUGCAAAACAAAACUCAUCCCACCUCCAAGACAAUAUAUCAGACUUUGAAAUCCGCAAGACUUACAUCUGAGUAGCUUGAACCAGAAAUCGCAUCCUUGUCCCUCAAAAAUCGGUUUUUACAUGUGUACAGACUUAUGCGAAUUGAAUUGGUGGAUUAAAUCAACAAACACUCCUCCGUUGAAUUGACCUAAGGUUUCUUGAAGUGGGUGACACUCCUCUUGAUCACAACAAGAUAUAUUUCAUGCUCAGGACUUUGGGCUGAUGCUCGCUCUCAUUUUGCUAGGCCUGCUUUUCUAAAUUGGAUAAGCCAAGAGAUUGGUGUGGAGUGUGUGCGUGUGUUUUUCCACUUCAGGAGAAAAAAAGCAGUGAAAUAUUAGCAAGAACUGUUUUAUGAGCAUGCAGAUAUGGGCAGCCUGGCUUCAUACCUGAGAUGGGGAGGGGGGCCUGUGCGUGCACCCAUUUCAUUAUAGUUACUUGACGUUACUGCAUUGUGGACAGUGGGAACCAGCUCCAGAGUGCUAAAAUUAUUGAGCUUUUGAAUUUUUAAAACUGAAAUCUCAGAAUGGUUAACAGUUUUGUUGUUUAACACGAUCAUGGUGAACUGAGACUCUCGCCUCAAGUAAACUACUGCUUCCAGAUGGACUCCAUGAGGAAAACGGCUGGUGAAAAGCUGUUUGUGACUGAAAUCUCUUAUGGCUUACGGUAAAGGCAUGUUCCCACAUAUGGGAAUUCAGCCCUUGUGGGGAAAGCAGAGACUGAAUAAAUAUAUAUGUGGGCAUAACGUAGAUUAUAUUCUAAAAAUUGAACAAACUGGUGGGCCUCUAAAAUGGCUGCUGCCAGGAGACUUGUUUCUAUUUAUGAACACACACUUUGGCUAAGGGCUCUUGAAUCUUCUUCUCCCCAGUGUUAACAGCAAUGGUGGCUUUGGCCAAAGCCUCCCACUUUCACUCCCUCACCUGUUCUUUGCCAUUUCCCUCCAUCUUGGCUUGCAAAAUCUGAGGAGAAGAGGCUUCAAGGACGCCUGUUGUGUCUUGUGAGGGAAAAGCCUCUGAGGGGUGGUAUAAAAAAAAACCUUGGAAUUAACAAACUGAGGAGGAGGGAGAAGAAGUAAGACAAACCCUGGAGACCAGAGCAAAUCCUCCAGUUGGCACUCCCAAUGGUGCAAAUUUCUUGUAGUAUUGUGAUGAAAACUAAUUUUCGUCUUUCUAAAUGCCUUUUUGGCCUGAUUCUCAUGUCAGAAAAUGAGAUGGUAGUGCCCUGAGGCAGUCAAAAAGACUGCAUUGCUUUGAUGGAUUCCAACAAUGAAAGUUCCUCAGCAUUAAUUUAAAAAGAAGCAAAUCCUUCCUUGCAAUUAGAAAACUAGCAUCACAAGGAGAAAAGGUUAUUUAGUUUCCAUAUUGGUUUUCUGCUUGUAGGGGGAUUGUUAACCUAGCAGAACAUUCCAAACUGUCAUCUGUCACCAAUAGACUGAAGUGGUCCCCAUCUUUUCUAUACCCUCAGGGCUCAACCAGCUCUUUUUCCUGCAUGUGAGCCUGAGUUGAUGGAAGAUUUCAGAACACUACAUGUAUGUGCUUUGAGGAGGGAAAAAAUGCAUGGGUAAAUUUUAAUCACUGUCUCUGUGUUGAAGAUUCUAUGUUUAUGCUGUGUUUUAUUAUGUAUAUAACCUUGCACAUUUCUAUGCCUUGAUGGACUGAGUAUGUAUGUGGUCAACAAUGCCAUUCAGGUAGCCAUGACUUUUGAACAUGCAGCUAUGCAACCCUGGACAUUUUUUGGCUUGUGAUAUUGACUGCUUCCCAACCUCAUGUCUGUCCUUCUUCCCCACCCACCCCCCUUGGACUCAAAGCCUGAUUUUACCAAAGAACACUCUGCCUUAUUCCAACCUUUUAAAUAUGUCUGCAAAAGUUACUAGUCCUCAAAAAACAAAUCCUUUCCCAUAUGUAACCUGCAUUGUUUGUGACACAUCAGGGGUACAGGAGGAAAUACUGAAAGGAACAACUCUUUUCCGUUUUUUCACAAACAUCCCUGCUGGCUCACCUUGAAGAGUUUAAACUUGCCGUAGGUGACCAAGCAAAUAACUAAACUUAGACGUCUGCCUUACUUCACAAGUACUUGAACGUAUAGCAGUGUGUGAACUCUCUCCAGCUUGUAGGGGAUGCUGCAGAUACUCCACCUGGAAUAGUUUCUUGGCAUCCCAAAGACGUUUGUGUGCAGUGCGUGGUAGCUUUCUGUGUCUGUCUUCUGGCCUGUAGUGUUUUUGUUUUAGCAACAGGUGCAUGUAAAAUAAUUUGCUGCACCUUCUUUUAUUAAUAUCCUUGUGGAGGAACAAAAUCCCAAUGGAUUCUGGGAAAGGAGAUGUGGAGAAAAUGGACUCGUUAUCUCUUCAAUACAAACGCUGGCAUUGCAAGUGCAACUAUGUUCUUUGUGUUGAUGGAUUGGAACUUACAACUACGAAGUCACCUUUACAGUAGUGGUUGUAUCAGAAGUCGUGAAGUGGUGGCCCUCCCAGGUCUCCUUCAUUCCCUUCUCUGCUUUCCUGUUUUUUGCCUGAUAAAUUAGUUUUGAUGUGACUCAAAUUUGCAUGUUUAACUAAGCCAUUGAACUGGAGGGGGGAUGUGCCUGAGAUCGGCCACAUGAGUUUUGAUGUCACAGGCAGGUACCAUCUGGAGCUUGUUGACCUUACAAAACAGUGUUUUGCGGGGAAAGCCUUUAUUUUGGUUCUGCGGCAGAACUGUCUGUGAAAGAUGCAUGCCUAAUGGACAGCCUGUCUUUUGCUUUCCAACUUGAAUGGAAAAUACUCUCAAGAUCUGAUACCCUGCCGUCUCUGGCUGGUCACAGCUUUGGGGGCAGUGCUAACUAGUGGUUUUAAUGUUUAUGAUUGUCUUGUGCGCCAGUUUUGUGUGCCUGUUUAUGCCAUUUUCUUGAAAUAAACGUUCCUUUGAUUAAGCGCCCCA
Molecule: messenger RNA, 7636 nt
Organism: Eublepharis macularius
Lineage: Eukaryota; Metazoa; Chordata; Lepidosauria; Squamata; Eublepharidae
Product: zinc finger and SCAN domain-containing protein 31-like
Exons: 4
Coding region: 326-2230 (634 amino acids)
Biological process (GO): regulation of transcription by RNA polymerase II
Molecular function (GO): RNA polymerase II cis-regulatory region sequence-specific DNA binding; DNA-binding transcription factor activity, RNA polymerase II-specific
Source: RefSeq, a predicted model, not a curated record